Messenger RNA from Biomphalaria glabrata, 3791 nucleotides. Its product is annotated as tyramine receptor Ser-2-like. Gene Ontology annotation, molecular function: neuropeptide receptor activity. NCBI's taxonomy places the organism in Eukaryota, Metazoa, Mollusca, Gastropoda, Planorbidae. Gene Ontology annotation, biological process: neuropeptide signaling pathway. The record is from RefSeq and is a predicted model, not a curated record. The coding region runs from base 533 to 1966 and encodes 477 amino acids. Gene Ontology annotation, cellular component: membrane. The transcript has 4 exons.
AAUAACGUGUUGACAAUGUUUAACAGACUGACAGAUUGUUAUUACAAAGUUGUAGGGCAUCUGUAGAACUUACCAGGAAUUGUAUUUCAUGUAAAUACAUAGUUUGCUUGUUCCUUUUUCUAUGGACAUAAAUAUCUGAGCACAAAUAUCCGGGACACUCCAGGACACUCCCGCCUACUCAGGAAACAAAAGAGUGGUUGUGGCAACUUGACUGCCAAGUGAGUAGUGUAUGUCUGGGUGGUAGAAUAGAGCAUUUGAACAACUGGACGCUAGAUCAGAACACGGAUGUAAUUUGAUACAGUGACCAGUAGGAGAAAUCUGAAGUGGGGAAGUGUGCCAAGUACUAGUUUGUUUGUUUUUACAAGAGUUUCACAAAGCGAGUUUAGCGACUUUUUAUGUAAAAGAAAAAAAUCCAUUAGGACUAUUAUUGUAUUUUUCUAUACAUGUUAUGAUUUUUAAAAGGAACAUUUUAUUAUUGAGCAUUUCAAGAAAUCAAUCUUAAGGAAGUACUAGGAUUGAAUCAUUUCUAAAGAUGUCAACACCAACCUUACAAAGUAAUGAGUCAGACUAUUACACAAAGGAAGAAAUACAAGAGUACCUGUUAUUGUUACAACGUCAAUCAAAUAUUGCCUUCAUACCAACGUAUUUGUAUCUGGCAGUGUUCAUUGUUGUUGGCUGUGUGGGGAACUGCCUGGUCAUUGUUGUCUACUCUACGAAACUGAUCAGAACUCCGCUAAGAAUCUUCAUUGUGAGCAUGGCUAUAUUUGACCUACUCACCAACUUAUUCGUUAUGCCAGCCAAGCUCCACGAACUGUCUGAUAUGUGGGAUUCCGACAAGCCAACAUUAUGCAAAGUACAAAAAUAUUUAAACUCUUCAUUUGUCGUCACUUCUGCAUUUAUCUUGGUGGCUAUAGCAACUACAAGGUAUAAGAUGGUGUGUCAUCCCUUUGGUAAACAAGUUACCAUAAAACAAGCGAAAAUCAUCAGUGUUAUACUGGCACUAAGCGCAUUCCUAAUCUCCAUACCCUAUGGAAUCAUACAUGGAACCCAAACCAAAGAAACACCCAACAGAAACAUAAGUGGAAGUUAUUGUCAAGUAGAUGACAGCUAUGUUAAAACAAUAUGGCCACGUCUGAAUUCUGGGUUGUUUAUUUUGCUGUUUCUAGUGUGCAGUUCAUUAAUCACAGUCUUUUACGUUAUGAUUGGACGUACAACAUGGAAACAGCGCGAUGCUUUAACCAAAGUUCAACCUAAACCAUCUGGCAAGUCGGACAAAUCAACAGACUCAUGCACACUUUCCAGUGAUGAAAAAUAUACUUACUCUAGAACGGGAGGUACUUCCGAUACUUCUGAUACGGAGGUGGUAGCAGAAAGCAGUGAUGGUAAUAUUGAAAUAGCCAUGGUUGAAAAUAUUAAAAAUAAACCAACGAAUGAGAUCGCAAAUCACGCUGAUGAAAAUUCUGGCUACUCUAAAUCAGAUCGGGAUGUAGAAUUGGCUACCAAAAAAGUCAUUAAGUCAGAAAACAAAAACACCUAUACUGCAGACACUCAAAUUAAUAAAAUACUAAGCUACAAAAACGCCAAAUUUUUUGAACUACACAGAAAAAAGAUGCAAGAAUUGGGAACAGCUCACAAAGAAUCUAUCAAUAAGAAUAAGACAGGUCUACAGAAAGCCUCCAAUAAACAAAGACGUCUGUUUGGAAGGACUUCUUUGAUGAUGUUUAUCGUAACCUUGGUAUUUUUCGUUGGAUUUCUUCCUUUUCUGGGCCUCAAUGUUUUUCUUGCAAUCUCCCCUAAAAAAGUUGCUGCACUUGAAGGCGCCUCAUUGGCUCUAUAUCAACUAUUUCUGUGUUCCUAUUUGUUGAACAGUUUCGCCAAUCCCAUAGUCUACAGUUUGUUGGAUAUGAGAUUCAGAAAAGAAUGUUUCAAGUUCUUCAAACGUUCACGGAAAAGAUAUCAUUGCUGAUAGUAAACAUUUGACACAUGGCAGAAAAACUAUAAAUAGCUCGCUAUUUGGUGUCUCCGGUGUAGAGAAUAAAAGUAGUGUUAAGUAGCUAUGUGUGUUUUUUGAAAGGUCUAGGCUAUUUUUUUUUCUCUACUUUUUAGCACUGCAGAAACACAUUUCUUAAGCCUUCACGUUUGUGACACAAUGUCCAUAUGGAGGAACUGUCCCACCAUGGCUUGGAGCUUGUUACUGAAACACAAAUGGUCAGUCCACUAAUGGUAAUAAGAAGAAAAUAUGGACCCAGGAAGCUAUGGCGUUUUCCUUCUCUCCGAUGUCGCACCAAGUCGGCAAUUCGGCCAUUGGGCAGGCUGGGCUCUAUAGCUUUGGUCGGCAGCCAGUCUAGGAGACGGAAACUCCGAUACAACACCUACGGCUGUCUGUGGUUCACAACCGUCUCAGACUUCAGUGCUACUGUGAACUGCAUUUAGCUUAAAGAGUGGUAUUGGUCUGCGCGAGACAAUUAUAACUUUAAAAAAUACUUUGCGCAGGCUGGAGGCAAUGCAGUAAUUAGCCCACAAAUGCUUGCCCUUGAUGUGGCAAAAUAUGUAGGUCACAGCUGGGGCUGCGCAUCCACUGGAAAUACUGCUCUCCUCACUAAUCUUCGGACUCGAAGACAAGCCUUAUAAUUAAAAAGGAGAAUUGAUACAAGGAUUGAAACACAUUGAUACAAGGAUGAAAUGAAACACAUUGAUACAACGAUUGAAACACAUUGAUACAAGGAUUGAAACACAUUGAUACAAGGACUGAAACACAUUGAUACAAGGACUGAAACACAUUGAUACAAGGAUUGAAACACAUUGAUACAAGGAUGAACUAAAACACAUUGAUACAAGGAUGAACUGAAACACAAUGAUACAAGGAUUGAAACACAUUGAUACAAGGAUUAAAACACAUUGAUACAGGAUGAACUAAAACACAUUGAUACAAGGAUGAACUGAAACACAAUGAUACAAGGAUUGAAACACAUUGAUACAAGGAUUAAAACACAUUGAUACAGGAUGAACUAAAAAAACAUUGAUACAGGAUGAACUAAAACACAUUGAUACAAGGAUGAACUAAAACACAUUGAUACAAGGAUUGAAACACAUUGAUACAAGGAUUGAAACACAUUGAUACAAGGAUGAACUAAAACACAUUGAUACAAGGAUGAACUGAAACACAUUGAUACAAGGAUUGAAACACAUUGAUACAAGGAUGAACUGAAACUCUUUGAUACAAGGAUUGAAACACAUUGAUACUGGAUGAACUAAAACACAUUGAUACAAGGAUGAACUAAAACACAUUGAUACAAGGAUUGAAACACAUUGAUACAAGGAUGAACUAAAACACAUUGAUACAAGGAUGAACUAAAACACAUUGAUACAAGGAUUAAAACACAUUGAUACAAGGAUUGAAACACAUUGAUACAAGGAUUGAAACACAUUGUUAUAUUGUUAACCUUAGAGCUCAAUUAUUAUUUAAUUAGCUGGCAACAGUGAAGUUCAUUUAGGCGUCUUGAGAUUGAUUAGUUUAUCGUGAAAAUCUUCAAUGGUUGGCUAAGAAAAAAACAGAAAUCACUGGUUACUUGAGUUCUAAAACUGGAAGAAGUUUCCAUAAAGCAAUUGAACUAUACUUUAUAAAUUGUAAAUUUAUUAUGUACAGUUUGUGUGUGUUUCUUAUUGUGUAACUAAACUCUUUCACAUCAUUGUCACAUCAUUGUCUCAUUAUUAUCUCAAUAUUGUCGCAAAAUUAUCACAUCAUUGUCACAUCAUUGUUGAGCAUUUUUUGUAUUAAAAUAUUAAGAAUC